ACACACCAUGAUGAUACAAAUACCUUAUUUGAGACGCUCAGUUAUUCUCUCUCAGGGGCUGGAAGCAGCCACAAGGGGUGAAGGAGGGAGCUGGAGGAACAUAUCUUUUAAGGAAGAAGACAGAUUCUGUUCUGUCAGGUUCCUCUGAGUGUGUGUAAGAGCAAGUCAGAGGAGAGAGAGAGAGAGGAAAAGGCAGAGGGAGAGAGGGGGAGAGGGGAUCUGUUGCAGGCAGAGGAAGGCGUGACCUGAAUGGAGAAUGCCAGCCAAUUCCAGAGACACACAGGGACCUCAGAACAAAGAUAAGGCAUCGCUGACACCACACCGGGGACGAGCUCGCAGACAAGUCAGGCCGGGGGGACCAGGCAGCCAGGAGCACCCAAGACAGGAAAAUGAGGUGGCUCCUUCUCUGUCAUGCUCUGUGCUUCUCCUUGUUGAAGGCUUCGGCCCACAUCGUGGAGCUUAACAAUAUGUUUGGCCAGAUCCAGUCGCCUGGCUAUCCAGACUCCUAUCCAAGUGAUUCGGAGGUGACUUGGAAUAUCACUGUCCCAGAGGGAUUUCGGAUCAAGCUUUACUUCAUGCACUUCAACUUGGAAUCCUCCUACCUAUGUGAAUAUGACUAUGUGAAGGUAGAAACUGAAGACCAGGUGCUGGCAACCUUUUGUGGCAGGGAGACCACAGACACGGAACAGACCCCUGGCCAGGAAGUGGUCCUCUCCCCUGGCUCCUUCAUGUCCAUCACUUUCCGGUCAGAUUUCUCCAAUGAAGAGCGAUUCACAGGCUUUGAGGCCCACUACAUGGCUGUGGAUGUGGACGAGUGCACGGAGCGGGAGGACGAGGAGCUGUCCUGUGACCACUACUGCCACAACUACAUCGGCGGCUACUACUGCUCCUGCCGCUUCGGCUACAUCCUCCACACCGACAACAGGACGUGUCGAGUGGAGUGCAGUGACAACCUCUUUACCCAGAGGACCGGUGUGAUCACCAGCCCCGACUUCCCUGGCCCUUACCCUAAGAGCUCCGAAUGCCUCUACACCAUCGAGCUGGAGGAGGGUUUCAUGAUCAGCCUGCAGUUUGAGGACAUUUUUGACAUUGAGGACCAUCCUGAGGUGUCCUGCCCCUAUGACUACAUCAAGAUUAAAGCUGGUCCAAAAGUGCUGGGGCCCUUCUGUGGGGAGAAAGCCCCAGAACCCAUCAAUACCCAGAGCCACAGUGUCCAGAUCCUGUUCCGCAGUGACAACUCGGGCGAGAACCGGGGCUGGAGGCUGUCAUACAGGGCGACAGGGAAUGAAUGCCCCAAGCUGCAGCCUCCCGUCCAUGGGAAACUCGAGCCCAUGCAAGCCAAGUACUCCUUCAAGGACCAGAUGCUCAUCAGCUGUGACACAGGCUACAAAGUGCUGAAGGAUAAUGUGGAGAUGGACACAUUCCAGAUCGAGUGUCUGAAGGACGGGACAUGGAGUAACAGGAUUCCCACCUGUAAAAUUGCAGACUGUGGAGCCCCGGCAGAGCUGGAAAAUGGGCUGGUCACCUUUUCCACCAGGAACAACCUUACCACAUACAAAUCUGAGAUCAGGUACUCCUGCCAGCAGCCCUACUACAAGAUGCUGAACAGUAUCACAGGUGUAUAUACCUGUUCUGCCCAAGGAGUCUGGAUGAAUGAAGUCCUAGGGAGAAGCCAGCCCACCUGCCUACCAGUAUGUGGGAUUCCCAAGUUCUCCCGGAAUCUGAUGGCCAGGAUCUUCAGUGGACGCCCAGCCCAGAAGGGCACCAACCCCUGGAUUGCUAUGCUGUCACACCUGGAUGGGCAGCCCUUCUGCGGGGGCGCCCUUGUAGGCUCCAAGUGGAUUGUGACCGCAGCUCACUGCCUUCACCAGCCACUGGAUCCAGAAGACCCAAUCCUACAUGACUCAGACUUGUUCAGCCCCUCUGCCUUCAAAAUCAUCAUGGGCAAGCACUGGAGGCGCAAAUCAGAUGAAAAUGAACAGAGACUCAGCGUCAAAAACAUCUUCCUCCAUCCUCUGUAUAACUCCGGCACGUUUGAGAAUGACGUGGCUCUGGUGGAACUAUCAAAGAGCCCGGUGCUGAAUGACUUUGUAAUGCCCAUCUGUCUGCCCUGGGGGCCACCGCAGGAAGGGACCAUAGUCAUCGUCAGUGGCUGGGGGAAGCAGUUCUUGCAGAGUUUCCCGGAGACCCUGAUGGAGAUCGAAAUCCCAAUUGUUGACCACCGCACCUGCCAGGAGGCCUAUGCCCCACUGAAGAAGAAUGUGACCAGAGAUAUGAUCUGUGCAGGGGAGAAGGAAGGGGGGAUGGACGCCUGUUCGGGUGACUCUGGAGGCCCCAUGGUAACCCUGGAUAUAGAGAGAGGCCAGUGGUACCUGGUGGGCACGGUGUCCUGGGGCGUGGACUGUGGAAAGAAGGACCGCUACGGAGUGUAUUCCUACAUCUUCCACAACAAGGACUGGAUCCAGAGGGUCACCAGGAUGAAGAGUUGAAUCCAGUCCUUCUUCCCCACCUCACCUGUCCGCGGUCAGUCAGCAACAGAGGACAAUUAUCUGAUGCAAGACCCUCCUCAACCUACACCCACCUCAUUCAGCCCAUCUAUUGCUGGCCACUGAAGGGGGCGUCUCAGCCCCCUUCUCGCUCUCUUCAAAGAAGCAGAGUCGCAGAGUGGUCAGAAUCCAGGUUGUAUCACUCACUAGCUUUGCAACACUGGGCAGGUGACUUCACCUCUUUGACAGUCAGUUUCUUCGUCCAUUUUACGGAAAUGGCAUACCUUACCUACCUCAUGAAAGUUUGAUGAGGAUCAAAUGAAUAUAUACAUAGCACUUAGCACAGUGCAGGCAUAAACUAAGUGCUCAAUAAACGUGACUUUAAAAAAAAUCUAAACAAAUAAACGUGGCUUAGCAGAAGGCCAGCACAUCCACCAGGCACAUUAAUUUCUCUUACAAACUCUGGCUGGGUCUUAGGGCUAAUCAGUGUGUACGCUUCUCGACCUUCACCAUUUCCUUCAUCUGCCCCCAUAUGCUCUAUGCUUCUUUGCUACCAUGCCUUUUGCCACCCCAACCCCCCUCCCAAUGAAAAGGUAAAAGAUACAAGGUUCUUAGUCUAUGGAAUGUCCUAUAGUGAUGCAUUUAUGACUUUGAUCUAGACACCAACUGUGAGAGUCAUUUCAGAAAAGAGAGUAGCAGGGGCAGGGACUGGGGAGACUGGGAAUGGUGAAUCGGGAAGUCAGACAGCAGAUUCUAGAACCAAUUCUGGCCCCAGCUCCCUGUGACUCUAUGCAAAGCCUUUCCCCUCUUCCCAAAGGACCCUCCCAGCUAUGACAAUCUAGGAACCAAUGAGCCACUUCUCCCUGAUGAGAUGAGUUAAAGCCAAAAUAACCAAAAGGCAAAAAUUGCCUUAGGUUCAAUAGAGCUUUAAUGCAGACCAAAUACUGCAGCUACCGCAAUGCCCACCCCUGUGCACCACAUCCUGGUGCCAAAGGACGUGGCCCAGGCAAAGCGCUAGCCAAGGCAUCUCUCCUUAUUCCUAAGCAGAGCAUCUGCUCAAGGCCCCAGCCUCCUUUUCUUCCUGGGAAACUGAGCUGCACAAGGUAGGCCCUGGGAGGCUAGAUUCAGACCCCUGUACUCUCUCUCUGCAUAUCCACAGCUGACCCUAAGCCACCAUUCCCCUGGUACCUCACCCCUGUUCCUCAUGCUAAACACCCCAGCCCUUCAGAGUCCCAUGUAUUUCCCAAGCAGAAUGCUUCUCCCCUCCAAGAGCCACCUCCUCUCUCAGGAAGCUUCCAGGGACCUCAUCCCCUCCAGAGUGUUGAGAUCUAAGCCCUUCAAGGGGUCAGAAGCCCCAAGUCCUUGUCUUCUGUUCUAUCAAAUGUGCUCUUUAUGGGGGAUUUCAGUUCUUGACCUGUACUGCAGCUGCUGGACUGAUUCAGGGUCUCUUACUGAAAGAAGAUACUGAGGAGUGAGGACCUGUGGAUGCUAAGCCCCAGGCUGAACACUCAGGCACAGCAAUUCACAGCCUGCCUUCUGAUUCUCUGAGCACAUCAUUCUACCUCUCUGUGCCCUGCUGUUUACUCUGUAAAGGGAAGAUGGCAAUGGCUCUCAACUGCACCAGGCAUUUGUCAGGCAAACUGGAGCUCUAUUUCAGACACCAAAGAGGAACUGCAAUGCAAAGUUUUGGAAUUGCCCUAAUGCAUUCCAAGCACCAUGCCUUCCCAUUUCACUGCCCCAUCUACCAGGCUGUGCUGACUGCUAUAGGGACCACGAAGAUGAUGCACACCUUCCAGGAGCUCCUACAGGAAGAACUGACACACACACAGGUGAAUACCAUGAAAAGAAUGAACUCUGUCAAGUGCGAUGUGUUGAAGCAGCACGGAGGUAGAAGAUAGGCCAUUACAGCAUGGAGCCAUUGGAGGAGAGGG
Molecule: messenger RNA, 4417 nt
Organism: Vicugna pacos (alpaca)
Lineage: Eukaryota; Metazoa; Chordata; Mammalia; Artiodactyla; Camelidae
Gene: MASP1
Product: MBL associated serine protease 1
Biological process (GO): proteolysis; complement activation, lectin pathway
Cellular component (GO): extracellular region
Molecular function (GO): serine-type endopeptidase activity; calcium ion binding
Source: RefSeq, a predicted model, not a curated record